AUGCGGCUCUUAAAUGUCUCAACUCUCUCUCUGCAAGAGUUCGCCGGCCGGAUUCCUCCAUAUGCAAUACUCAGUCACACGUGGGGUGAACAGGAAGUCCUCUUCAGCGACAUCGGUACUGCAGCUGCCGCCUCCAAACAAGGCCAUGCCAAACUCACUGGCUGCUGUAGGAAAGCAGCUCAAGAUGGCUUCGAUUGGGUUUGGAUAGAUACCUGCUGCAUCGACAAGUCCAGCAGUGCUGAGCUGUCUGAAGCUAUCAACUCUAUGUACUGUUGGUACCAGAGGGCAACUGUUUGUUAUGCUUACUUGGAGGAUGUGACCGACCACACUCUUACGCUGGCCUUUCCCGUCGUCGAGUUUUACAAAAGCAGGUGGUUCACCCGAGGAUGGACUCUGCAAGAACUGAUCGCGCCCCAGAUCGUGGAGCUCUGUUCCAAAGAAUGGAGCGUCAUUGGCACCAAGAGAAGUCUCGCCUCAGGAAUAGGCAGUGUCACAGGAAUACCUAUCUCAGUGCUGCGUGGAGCGAACCCUUCUACAUACAAUAUCGCCGAGCGAAUGUCAUGGGCAUCAGCUAGAACCACCACGAGGGAGGAAGACUUGGCGUACUGCCUUCUAGGCUUGUUCAAUGUCAACAUGCCUCUUCUCUACGGCGAAGGAUCAAAGUCGUUUCUUCGGCUACAGGAGCAGAUCCUUAGACAGGAAGAGGACUACAGUAUCUUUGCGUGGACACUACAACAAGACAGUGAUCCCGUCAAUCAUUAUGUUCGCGCAACAGGAUUCCUGGCUUGGUCACCUUCGCAAUUCUCCAAGGGAGGACACAAGUCACAGAACUUGAGAAAUCAUAUGCUUAUCGAACCUCCCGAGGAGGCACAAGGGGGUCGAGAACCAGUGUAUCAAGUCCUUCAGCACAAAGAUUAUGACCGUAUGUACCGAAGCUUCGAUAGCAUCAAGGCCAUGAGAACAGCUCCCAACCCUCCAGAACUCACAAGUCGUGGUCUCCGUAUCAGUCUUCCUAUCAUGGCGCCCACAAACUGCUCUCUAUCGACCCCCUCCCUGGCAUGGCUAUUUUACGAGGUGCAAGAUCUUUUGAUUUGUGUUUUUCUCGAGCACAAUCGCGAGACUUUGGCCCAGAUAUACUGUAGAGCAAAGUCCAUGUGUCUCGUUGGCGUGCCAAAAUCACUUCUCAACCACUUCGAGUCGACCGAGCUGUUCAUUUACCCAAGUGGUUAUUUCACGGAUAGUAGCAUCGCAUACUCUCCGACUCCAAUCUUCUCUUCCAAAAGAGUAAAAGUGCUGUUGAAGAUGCAGUCAACCAAGAUAUCUUCCCUCGAUGUCUUUCUGGCCUAUCCCAACAACGAGUGGAUGAAGCGAGAGACAUCGAUGCACGACGCUUCAUUCAGGGUUCUCUGGAUUCGCUGCACGCAAGGCUCACACUCUUCACUGUUUAGAAUCGACUUCGCGGUAUCGAACGAGAAUGCUUCAUGUUCAAUGCGCGAAUUGCCUGAUUCUCAGACCAGUGACAAAAUAGACGAGAGUCGCAAGAGUACCCUCUUCCGCGCAUGUGUGCAGUACAAAAAGUCCUUCCUUGCUUAUACAGAUCGCGUUGUAAAAAGGUCGGCCAAAAUACCUGAGACGGUCUUCUCGGUUGCUUUGAAUCGGAAACCAACUUCCAAAGAGGACUUUGUGCUGUAUGACAUGAUGGUCGACGCAUGGGAUGUGGUCAAGUGCCCGAGCUGGGUUCAGUUGAGUCUGAUGCAUGAUCAGAAAGAAUCUGACGAUGGCUUGUGA
Molecule: messenger RNA, 1788 nt
Organism: Fusarium coffeatum
Lineage: Eukaryota; Fungi; Ascomycota; Sordariomycetes; Hypocreales; Nectriaceae
Exons: 1
Coding region: 1-1788 (595 amino acids)
Source: RefSeq, a predicted model, not a curated record